Messenger RNA from Exophiala oligosperma, 972 nucleotides. RefSeq lists its product as uncharacterized. The transcript is spliced from 8 exons. Bases 1 to 972 code for a protein of 323 amino acids. The record is from RefSeq and is a predicted model, not a curated record. NCBI's taxonomy places the organism in Eukaryota, Fungi, Ascomycota, Eurotiomycetes, Chaetothyriales, Herpotrichiellaceae.
AUGGAUUCUGUAUUCGACAAAAUCGCCGAGUCUACAGUGACUUUCAAUCUGGGUGACGAAGAGACUUGGAGGGAACUUUACGAGCCUUUCUAUUCACCCCCACCAGCAAGUGUGAAAGUUGUCAAAGACAGGCAGUACGGCUCCCAUGAACGGCAUCGCCUUGAUGUAUACGUCCCAAGUUCCCAGCAAGGAGGAAAACCCGUGCUUCUCUUUGUGCAUGGCGGAGGCUUCUUCUCGGGGGAUAAAGGCUGGAGUGACAAGUGCUGGGCCAAUAUUGGCUAUUUCUUUGCCAACGCUGGUAUUGUGGUCGUGAUUGCAAAUCAUCGACUGGUUCCCCAUGUACAACAUCCUGGGGGAGCAGAAGACAUCCAAAUGGUUCGCGAGUGGAUUUAUCACAACAUCAACUCCCCAGAUUAUGGCCAUGGCGAUCCCAACAAAACAGUUCUCUUCGGUCAUUCUUCUGGUGGCGCCCAUAUUGCCACAAAUUUGUUCCUGACAAGCAAGACUCGGGUUUUCCCUCCCGUGGCCGGGGUCAUGUUCUUCAGCGUGCCAUGGUGGUUUGACACUGUGACUCGACCCAUCAGAAAGCGAGUGAUAACGCAAUACUAUGGUUCAGACAAUGAGGAAGUUUGGGGGCCCCAGUCUCCUCUUGGUCUCUUCCGACAGCUUCCUGCCGAUUCGCCAUUUCUAGACUCUGACAAAGUACCUGUGUAUGUGGGAACGGUCAAAUGGGAAGUCAAGGAGGCCGUGGAUUCAAACAUGGUGUUCUUCGAUGCUUACAGGGCCAAGAGCAAGCCUGCAGGCACUCUACCAUUACUCAAUGUCCUGGACAAGCACAACCACCUCAGCAAUGUUCUCUCGAUUGGAACCGAAGACACGUCUCAAAGCAGUUUGAUCCUGGACUUCGUUGACUCCUGUGUUCGCAACGUUGAAAAGCGCGGAGGUGAUGCGGCAUCCAAACCCAGUCUUUGA